Messenger RNA from Daldinia childiae, 1938 nucleotides. Its product is annotated as Pheromone-processing carboxypeptidase KEX1. The coding region runs from base 1 to 1938 and encodes 645 amino acids. The record is from RefSeq and is a predicted model, not a curated record. Lineage: Eukaryota; Fungi; Ascomycota; Sordariomycetes; Xylariales; Hypoxylaceae. Gene Ontology annotation, molecular function: serine-type carboxypeptidase activity. Gene Ontology annotation, cellular component: trans-Golgi network. The transcript is spliced from 3 exons. Gene Ontology annotation, biological process: apoptotic process; proteolysis.
AUGCCUCCUCCAGCUUCACUCUGGAGCUCGGUGCGCGUUGCCGCCGGCGCACUUCUCGGACUGGCCUACUGGGCAUCGAUAACCAACGCCGAAAAGAGUGCCGGAGACUAUUAUGUUCACUCGUUGCCAGGUAUACCCGAGGGGGAUAUGAUUAAGAUGCAUGCUGGACACGUCGAGAUCACACCAGAGCACAACGGGAACAUUUUCUUCUGGCAUUUUCAGAAUCAGCACAUUGCAAACCGACAGCGCACCGUCAUAUGGCUAAACGGAGGACCUGGCUGCAGUUCCGAGGAUGGCGCAUUGAUGGAGAUCGGUCCCUAUCGCUUGAAGGACGAGAAUACCUUACAGUAUAACAAUGGUAGCUGGAAUGAGUUUGCGAAUCUGCUUUUCGUCGAUAACCCCGUGGGAACCGGAUACAGUUAUGUCGAUACCAACAGCUUUGUACAAAACCUUGACGAUAUGGCGAGCCAGUUCGUUACCUUCCUUGAAAAAUGGUACAAUCUCUUCCCGGAAUACGAGCACGAUGAUCUCUACAUCGCGGGUGAAUCGUUCGCCGGACAGCAUAUCCCCUAUAUUGCAAAGGCGAUUCUCGAGCGAAACAAGCUACCUCAAACCCAAACUCCGUGGAAUCUGAAAGGCCUGUUGAUCGGAAAUGGCUGGAUCUCUCCUCCGGAGCAGUACGAGGCGUACCUAUCGUUCGCAUACGAAAAGAAUAUUGUCAAGAAGGGUUCUGAAUUAGCCGCCGGGAUUGAGGCUCAAUACCGCGAGUGUAAAAAAGAUUUAGCUUCAUCUGCUGCCCAUCGUGUGGAUGUCGAUACUUGCGAAAAGGUGCUCCAGGAAAUUCUCCGCCUGACCCAAACGAAAGGUUCGGGGGGUAAUAACGAAUGCUUCAACAUGUACGACGUCCGACUCAAGGAUGUGUAUCCGAGCUGUGGCAUGAAUUGGCCCCCCGACCUAGAAUUCGUUACGCCCUACCUUCGAAAGCCAGAAGUGGUCAGUGCACUACACAUCGACAAGAAUAAAGCUACGGGAUGGUCCGAGUGUAACGGUCUUGUUGGCAAUGCGCUCAGGGGGAAUGCCGGAAAGCCGUCUAUCGAAUUUCUACCGGACCUCAUAAAGGAAGUAAACGUGCUUCUCUUUUCGGGUGCGGAAGACCUUAUAUGCAACCAUCUGGGUACAGAAGCCUUCAUAAGCAACAUGCAAUGGAACGGUGGGAAAGGGUUUGAAUUGUCUCCAGGAAAUUGGGCACCGCGACGCGAUUGGACCUUUGAGGGUGAACCAGCCGGCUUCUGGCAGGAAGCUCGUAACCUAACCUAUGUAUUGUUGUACAACUCGUCGCAUAUGGUGCCUUUCGACUAUCCGCGCCGAACCCGCGAUAUGCUUGAUCGGUUCAUGGGAGUCGAUAUUAGCAAAAUCGGGGGUAUACCUUCGAAGAGUUUUCUCGAUGGCGAAAAACUACCUGAUACUACUGUAGGCGGUGCUACCAACCACACCGAGUCCGACCAGGCGGCUAAGGAUAAGGAGGUCAGCGAUGCCAAGUGGGCCGCUUACCAGAGAUCAGGCGAAGUUGUCCUAGUCAUCGUAGUUAUCGGCGCUACUAUCUGGGGCUACAUGAUCUGGCGCGGCCGCCGCCGAAACGUCGGGUACUCAGGUCUGCCUAUACUAUCUGACUUCCCGCGCGCCACUGGGCUGGAGGGCUUCCGAACCCGGAGGGCAGCAAACAACCGCGAUUUGGAGACAGGCGAUUUCGAUGAAGGAGAGCUAGACGAUUUACAUAUCACAACACCUAGAGACGCAGGUGCAGGCAAAGAAAAGCGUUAUAGCGUGGGAAACGCAAGCGAUAGCGAAAGUGAGGACGAGGAUGAGGACGACUCGGAGCCGGAGAGGACUGCCCGGAAACCCGGCCCUAGCGCCGGCCAGUCGUCAAGUAGGAGCUAG